Messenger RNA from Phytomonas sp. EM1, 1387 nucleotides. The record is from the annotation of a GenBank genome assembly. NCBI's taxonomy places the organism in Eukaryota, Euglenozoa, Kinetoplastea, Trypanosomatida, Trypanosomatidae.
UAAGAGCUCUCCUGGCACUGCAUUCUCAUUUUAAGAACAUAUUAAAAAUGUCUUCCAAUUUUUCUCUUACUGCGAAGAUGAGCUCCUUCAACAAUUAUAUUGCGAGUGUUUCUAAUCGUGAUCGUGUGUUGUCUGUUUUACAGUACACUGCGAUGUCUCUUUACGAACCUAUUGCAGCAUCUGGUUGCCCUACUCUGUCCGCCAAUUUCAAGCUCAUUCAUGACCUCUGCAGUCAAUACCGUGCUAUCACUCGCUUUUCGCAAUGGUUUGUAGUUCUUCCACAGCUUACCCCACAGGGUAUCUAUGACACAAUCAAGUCUAAUCCGACUCCUCUGAUUGGGAUACUUAAGACAAUUUCAACUGCAUUUUUCACGGUUUUUCUCUUUGGUGAAGAGGUCUGUCUUUUUGCCAAGAAUAAGAUGGUAAAGCCCGAGAUUGGGAAGAAGUUCAAUCGAAUCCGUUUUGUAUUUCUCUUUUGGUCUAAUGUGGCUCGUCUUAUCAUGAAUUACCUGCUGCUUAAGCGUGGCACAGAGGGUGUCAUCAAAGAUUCUAAGAAACGUGACGAACACCGGCGUAAGGUGCUUAAUGUUGCCGAUGGAAUUCUUAUGACUCUGUUCGCUUAUGGAUUAUUGAAGCAUUCUGCUGCCACAGGGCUGAGGGGCCUUCCAAAAGCUAUCAAAUCAGGAGACUUGGUUGGCAUUAUCACAAGUUUUGCUCCCCCUGUGGAGCUUCACAACACACCGCACGGGAUUUUGGGCGUUGUUGCAUCAGUUCCUGGGUUUAUGUUGAGUUUUAUGCAGUAAAUCUGUUGUUUCUUAAAAAAAUAUUAUUUUCGGCAAUAUAUAUGCUGGAUUAGAAGAGUAUAAUUUAAAGUUGUUUAAUGAAGACUUGAGGAGGCGAUAUAUAAGGUGAUGAGAAACUUGGGACGACUCCAGUCUACUUUUCGCGUAUUUUGAUAGGGUAAAAUUUUAGUUAAGGUUUUAUAUUUUUAUGCUCCACCUGUGCAGAAUCGUGUAGUCUGAUAGCUAUAGCAGGAAAACCCAUCUAACUUCCACUUGUAAGUGUAAGCCUUGACAAAUAAUGAAAUCUGAUGUUAUGGAUGGGAUAAGAAGGAAUAUCGUCUUGUUUUAAUCGAAGGAGAGACAUAUGAUGUAUUAUGAAAUUCAAACCCAUAGGAAAAUAAUUUUUGGCGCCUAUAACUGAACGAGCAUUUAAAACAUCUAGUUUUUGUUAUGCGCGUGUACUUUACCCUUUUUCUUUAAGGAUCACUCAGAAAGUGACAAUUAAUUGUAAAUAAAAAUUCGUAUUUAUUUCCUAAAACAUAUAUCAUAAAGUCUUUCUUAAUCAUAAGCAGCAUUUACACAGGAUCUUAACCACUUUCAUUAGA